AUGAUUGGAAAGCGCAACAACACCAGCAACCACUCCACCAGUCCAGUCCGAGGUUAUAACCUCUCUGGUUUUCGCUGGCUACACAAUAAUCCAAGAGGAAAGAGCAGCUCGCCCAUCAUCGAAGAGCAACCAUCCUCACAGCAACAGCAAGACCAAAACGAACCAUCGGCUCACAUCCUGAUCCAAUCAGUUGCCCCAAAAGGAGGAUCUGCCGCACAACGCAGAGCACAACGAGAAGCCUUUGAAGAUCUUAUGCAUGGACAGAAUGCCCUGGAUGUGAUCUUGCAAGAGUCAUGA
This is a messenger RNA of Seminavis robusta, 297 nucleotides long. The record is from the annotation of a GenBank genome assembly. NCBI's taxonomy places the organism in Eukaryota, Bacillariophyta, Bacillariophyceae, Naviculales, Naviculaceae.